Molecule: messenger RNA, 1613 nt
Organism: Pseudoliparis swirei
Lineage: Eukaryota; Metazoa; Chordata; Actinopteri; Perciformes; Liparidae
Gene: bnip3lb
Product: BCL2 interacting protein 3 like b
Exons: 6
Coding region: 315-971 (218 amino acids)
Biological process (GO): mitochondrial outer membrane permeabilization; positive regulation of apoptotic process; defense response to virus
Cellular component (GO): mitochondrial envelope; nucleus; mitochondrial outer membrane
Source: RefSeq, a predicted model, not a curated record
GCUUUCGAUCAAUAUUGAUGCACGCCGUCGCCUGAGCGCGUGCACGUGUGCCCGUUAUGUAAUGCCUAUCCCUCUGGGUAUCUCCGGGACGGCGUGACGUCAGCUCCGGAAGGUCUGAGCGGCGCGCGAGCGGCUGCUGGUCACAGACCAGCGAACGGCUGGAAAACAAACCGCAAGCGACGCGUUCGCUCCUCGGCAAGCCACGAACACGAUAAAGGCCGAGAGUCGGAGGCCACUUUUAGGGUCAAGUGGACGACGGCGCGAGAGAACUGUGUGCAGAGAAGGUCGCGCGCGCCUUUUGCACGGACCCGUUUAUGCGACCCGUGACGAUGUCCGCCACCGUGAACGUUACUUCCAAGAACGGAGACUCCGGGCUUAACGGGUCCUGGGUGGAGUUGGAGAUGAACCGAAGCUCAGCCUCCGCGGCCCCGGGCCUGCUGCACCUCCCUCGGGCGGAGGAAGAGGAGGCCGUGGCGGGGGGGCUGGAGCACGUCCCGUCCUCGUCCUCCAUCCACGACAACGACAUGGAGAAGAUCCUGCUGGACGCCCAGCACGAGUCGAGCCGCAGCAACUCCUCCUGCGACAGCCCCCCGAGGCCCCACAGCCCCCAGGAGGAGGACGAGCAGAUCAUCUUCGACGUGGACGUGAGCGUCAGAAGAGAAAGCCUCACGGAGGAGCAUGCCUUGGACCAGGAGAGGGACAUGGACAUCCUGAUGAAGGACGCAGACUGGGUCGCUGACUGGUCCAGCCGACCGGAGAACAUUCCCCCCAAGGAGUUUCACUUCCGCCACCCUCGGCGCUCCGUGUCGCUCAGCAUGCGGAAGACCGGCGCCAUGAAGAAAGGAGGAAUCUUCUCCGGCGACUUCCUCAAAGUCUUCAUCCCCUCGCUGCUGCUGUCGCACAUCCUCGCUCUGGGGCUGGGAGUGUACAUCGGAAGGAGGCUGACCACGGCGCCCGCCACCUCCUUCUGAACCCCCCCCCCCCCCCCGGAGCUGAAGAGAAGUGCCUGAGGAGCGGCCGCGAGUCGCCGGAGAACGUUUUUCUUUUUGUGCCGUCGCAAGAUGAACGGCCGUCUCCCCCCCCCCCCCCCCCCACACACACACACCCCAUCACUGAGAUAGGUCAUGUCCUCAGGAGAAAUGCAUCUGCCUUUUCCCCCUCUCUUUCUCUCGCUUGUCUCCUCCCCCCCACCUCCCUCAGCCUUUUCCCCCUCUUUCUCUCUUUUUUUCUUCUUUUCUUCCCCUUUUCCGCUCCAACUACUUGAUGUCCCAGUUUCGAUCGGCACGAUGACGCGAUGACUUUUGGGUUUUUAACGGCAUUUCAACCACAGAGGGAUAUUUUUUUUUACGGCAGUAUUCUGGAUUUCCCAUUUUUGAGUGUCCAUUUUAUUUUAUUUUUCGCAGAAAGAUUGUGAGCGCACAGAGAAGUCGAGUUUGAAAGAAGCCUCGUUGUGGACGGCAGAGCCGACUGUGAAAAGGAAAAGAAAAGGUUUCCUUAGGAUUUGCUCUUACUUUAAUUAUUGUGACGAUGCAUUUGCUUUGAUUGUCUUUUUCCCGCCACAUUGGAAGAAUGAAUCAGUGUUUUGUCAUUAAAAAUGACCUGAAUGAACCUUU